Messenger RNA from Canis lupus familiaris (dog), 2633 nucleotides. It is a transcript of the gene PAPOLB, whose product is annotated as poly(A) polymerase beta. The transcript has a single exon. Bases 180 to 2108 code for a protein of 642 amino acids. The record is from RefSeq and is a predicted model, not a curated record. Gene Ontology annotation, cellular component: nucleus. Gene Ontology annotation, molecular function: poly(A) RNA polymerase activity; RNA binding. NCBI's taxonomy places the organism in Eukaryota, Metazoa, Chordata, Mammalia, Carnivora, Canidae.
CCAUGUUGGGGCCGAGGGGACGGCUGAGAGGCGCUUGAAGCGGCGGGAGCGGAGCGGGAGCGGGUUGGACCUGGGCUGGUAGGAGCCCCGCCCCUCCCGCCUCAGCGGAUCAUGACCCGGGCAGCGGCCGUGGAGGUCGCGGUGGCGGGGGACGUGGCGUGGCAGGGCCGGCGCUAGAGAUGAUGCCGUUUCCGGUGACAACCCCGGGAUCACAACAGAUGCCGCUGCCUCCCAAGCACUAUGGCAUCUCUUCCCCCAUCAGUUUAGCAGCCCCCAAGGAGACUGACUGCGUACUUACCCAGAAGCUAAUUGAAACCCUGAAGCCCUUUGGGGUUUUUGAAGAGGAAGAGGAACUGCAGCGCAGGAUUUUAAUUUUGGAAAAAUUAAAUAAUCUGGUAAAGGAAUGGAUACGAGAAAUCAGUGAAAGCAAGAGCCUUCCACAAGCUGUAAUUGAAAACGUUGGAGGGAAAAUCUUUACCUUUGGUUCUUACAGAUUAGGAGUACAUACAAAAGGUGCCGAUAUUGAUGCGUUGUGCGUUGCACCGAGACAUGUCGAUCGGAGCGACUUUUUCACCUCGUUCUAUGACAAAUUGAAACUACAUGAAGAAGUAAAAGAUUUAAGGGCUGUUGAGGAAGCAUUUGUACCAGUUAUUAAACUGUGUUUUGAUGGGAUAGAGAUUGAUAUUUUGUUUGCAAGGUUGGCACUGCAGACUAUUCCCGAAGAUUUGGACCUGAGAGAUGACAGUCUGCUUAAAAACUUAGAUAUUAGAUGCAUAAGAAGCCUUAACGGUUGCCGGGUGACAGAUGAAAUUUUACAUCUAGUACCAAACAUUGACAACUUCAGGUUAACUCUGAGAGCCAUCAAACUGUGGGCCAAAUGCCACAAUAUCUAUUCCAAUAUACUAGGCUUCCUGGGAGGUGUUUCCUGGGCCAUGCUAGUAGCAAGAACUUGCCAGCUCUACCCAAAUGCUAUAGCAUCAACUCUUGUACGGAAGUUUUUCUUGGUAUUUUCUGAAUGGGAGUGGCCAAAUCCAGUGCUACUGAAAGAGCCUGAAGAGCGGAAUCUUAAUUUGCCUGUAUGGGACCCAAGAGUAAAUCCCAGUGAUAGGUACCAUCUUAUGCCCAUAAUCACACCAGCAUACCCACAGCAGAACUCCACAUACAAUGUGUCUGUUUCGACAAGGAUGGUCAUGAUUGAGGAGUUUAAACAAGGGCUUGCUAUCACACAUGAAAUUUUGCUCAGUAAGGCAGAGUGGUCCAAGCUUUUUGAAGCUCCGAGCUUCUUUCAAAAGUAUAAGCAUUAUAUUGUUCUUCUAGCAAGCGCACCGACAGAAAAACAGCAUCUUGAAUGGGUGGGCUUGGUGGAAUCAAAAAUCCGAAUCCUGGUUGGAAGCUUGGAGAAGAAUGAAUUUAUUACUCUGGCGCAUGUGAAUCCUCAGUCAUUUCCAGCACCUAAGGAAAAUCCUGACAAGGAAGAAUUUCGUACUAUGUGGGUAAUUGGGUUAGUGCUAAAAAAGCCAGAAAACUCUGACGUUCUCAGUAUUGAUCUCACCUAUGAUAUCCAGUCUUUCACAGAUACAGUUUAUAGGCAAGCAAUAAAUAGCAAGAUGUUUGAGAUGGAUAUGAAAAUUGCUGCAAUGCAUUUAAAAAGAAAGGAACUUCAUCAACUACUGCCUAAUCAUGUGCUUCAGAAACGGAAAACACAUUCAAUGGAAGGUGUCACUUUGACAGCUUUGAGUGAUGGCAGCCUUGACUUGUCUGCAGCCAGUGAAGACAGCAUGUCUGUGCCCUCACCUACUGGCACUAUGAAGACCAGCCCAGUGACUGGCAGCUCUCAGGGCAGAAAUAGUCCUGUUCCUACUGUAAUGGCUGCAUCUGUGACCACCGUACAAGUUACUGAAAUUUCCUUGCAACAAGUGAAUCCCAGUGAAAGCUUAGGGGGUGCAUCGAGUGAAAGCAUUCCUCAGACUGCCUCACAACUAGCCCUUCCUCCACCACCAAAGCCCACAGUUGCCAGAGUUGUUUCUUCAGCACGUCUGGUAAACCAUCCACCCAGGCCUUCAGGGAGUCCUGCAACAAACAUAGCUAAUCCUAUUGUGGGAGUCUAGGGGACGUUCUCACCUCAUAAAGGACCAAGGAAACUUGAAAAGGAACAAUCUCAUAAAGAGACAAGUACAACUCCAUUGGAAAUUACUCAGACAGUGCUGGCCUUGUGGAAAACACCCAGGACAGAACUUUCUAAUAUCCCGGCUCUCCCUGCAAAUACCGUUCCUGUUACCAAGAAUUCAGUAAGACAGAUUGAACUAUAAAAACAACCUCAAGGGUCCAUAAACUAUAUCUGCCAACUCAACCUGUUGUCUUCAAAUUCUUAAGGAGGAGAAUGAAGGGUGCCAAACUAGAUUUGACUCAAACUAGAUUUAGCCUUAUUUGGUAACUUUAUUUGGCUAAUCUUGAUCAGAAGUCCAGGUUAGUAUAUGAAGCUAGAAGUACUAUUAUAAAUAUGUCAGCAGCAGUUAUGGUAACUAUUUUAAAGGACUACCCAUAAAGAGAAAAAAAAAACAGAAAAAAAACCCUCCAACUAUAUUUGUACCCAUGCCUGACAUCUGGACUGGAUUUAUGUUUGAUGCAUUGUU